AUGGGAGCGCUUCCUGCGUCGGGGGCGCAGCGUCUCUUGCUGCAGCAUGCACUCGACCGGCCAAGUUGUUCAACUGUAUCUCUAGCACUUUCGGCUGCCCUGGAAGCUGGUGGAGGAAAAAUCAAAAAUCAAUUUCCAGACGAAGAAGAGAAAUACGGCAAGGACGCCUCUAAUGUCGACCUCACACACAUUAUGAAGUGUGCCAUCCUGGCAGGAAGUGGCUCUGCUGAGGAGUCAUUGCAAUCGGCUGUACUAGGUCUUCAUGGAGUAGCCAAGCGACAGUCGAAGAAAUCAAUGAGAGGAGAAGAAAGCCCACUGCAGUUCCACGAAGGCGGCGGCGUCAUGCAUGCGGAGAGUGACGACAACGAGGAUAAGAACGCAGUUUCAGCUGCGUCAGGCAGAAGGAUGUCGCGAGCCAGCGAUGAAGAUGGCCAGCUCUUGCGGAACGCGGCAGGUCAAUUUGUGGCAUCAUCCUCUUCCACCGGAAAACGCGCACUGUCCUCUUUCUUUCCAGAAAGUACUCCUUGCCAGGGUGACAGCAAGAACCUCCAGUCAUCGAAGUUACUGCAAGAGAUCGCAGAGGAAGAUACUCAUCAAGCGAGUGGGAAAAGCGGCAAUCCACCUACAGCACACACUAGUAGAGGCAAAGCAAUAAGUAGUUGCGUGAGCAGCGCUGCGCCAUUUCUGGAGCCGACUGCUAAACAAAAGCAAUCUGCAGGUACAGGCGUAGCUCUCGUUGAAGUUGCAAAGCGUGCU
This is a messenger RNA of Amoebophrya sp. A25, 756 nucleotides long. NCBI's taxonomy places the organism in Eukaryota, Dinophyceae, Syndiniales, Amoebophryaceae. The record is from the annotation of a GenBank genome assembly.